Molecule: messenger RNA, 1104 nt
Organism: Penicillium angulare
Lineage: Eukaryota; Fungi; Ascomycota; Eurotiomycetes; Eurotiales; Aspergillaceae
Exons: 3
Coding region: 1-1104 (367 amino acids)
Source: RefSeq, a predicted model, not a curated record
AUGUUUCCUUUUCCUCUAAAGCUCAUGUCCCAAGAUGAGCGCAUCGAUACUACUCAGCACAGCUUGGAGAACAGCAGCAUCCAAGAACUCCUCAACACUCACCUACCAGUUACCAUACUCCAUGACGCCCACCACUCACAGAUGUCCUUCGAUAAGGACGACUAUGUAUUCCUGAAGCUGGGCGAUGGCUACGAUAUCCCCGUCAAUGCACGCCCGAACGACAUGGCUCCGUACACCACAGAAAUCCAGGAAGUGGACUCCCUCCUACCACGCCCUCUCAUACUGGGAGAUGAAUUGCCCAUUCAUAUAAUGAUGGAGCGGGCUACCGGAAUAACUAAAGAUACCUUUGUGGAAUUCUCAGAUCUGCGUGGAGCCGAGAACGCAGUCCGUCUCAUGAACGAGCGCCCUCAUCAUCAAUACCUUGGCGGUAGCCUUGUGCAAGUGCACAACAGUAGCCCUGACUCAUGUCAAGCUCAGAAUAAACUUCUACUACCAGAUCUUUACCCCCUGCCACGGCAGGAAGAAAUUAUUCAGCUCGCUGCCGGCAAGCGUUACGUCUCUAUAGUUGACGCCGCGAAAUUCUUCUACCAUUGGAGAGUACAUUCAGACGACACCCAACUGCAGGCUGUGGUCUCUCACCGCGACCAGGAGUUAAUAAACGUCGCUAUUAUGGGGAGUGCGGGUUCUGUCGCUUAUGUUACCUACGUGCAGCGUCAAAUGGACAACCUACUGCUCGUUUUCCGAGAAUGGUGCCCCGCGUACUUCGAUGAUAUAAUCACAGUUGCCGACACCUUCGACGAGCAUACCGCGCGCUUGCACAAAAAUUUUGCUGCCUUCGAGAGCCGGAACAUCACGCUAAGCCCUGAGAAGUCGCGCCUUUGCUUCCCAUCCUUGGUCAAAAAAGCUUUUGAAAACAUGGAUAAUAGCCGGGCGCUGCCCGAAGAUCUUUAUGUGCAGACCGCGGGCAGGCUUCCCGAUGCAUCAAUUCACUUCCCAGACUUCAAUCCACGAAUGAAGAUGUGCCUCAUAAAGAUGAGCAAGGACUUUCCACUCCUUCGGCAUGUUCCAGAGGAAUUGCUAUCUUUUUCUCCUUCGAAACCCUAA